This is a messenger RNA of Eufriesea mexicana, 665 nucleotides long. RefSeq names its product ATP-binding cassette sub-family G member 1. The transcript is spliced from 3 exons. Gene Ontology annotation, molecular function: ATP binding; ATPase-coupled transmembrane transporter activity; ATP hydrolysis activity. Gene Ontology annotation, cellular component: plasma membrane. Gene Ontology annotation, biological process: transmembrane transport. The record is from RefSeq and is a predicted model, not a curated record. Lineage: Eukaryota; Metazoa; Arthropoda; Insecta; Hymenoptera; Apidae. Bases 336 to 665 code for a protein of 109 amino acids.
UUACAAAUAAAAGAAAAUUUUUGGUUGCGAUAUCUCACAAGUUUCUGCUAUAAAAAUUUCUUUGUUAAAACAUAUUGAAUACAAAAUAAAAUGUCUUAUCAAAGUUUACGUGAAUAUUGUACCAAUACAAUCUUUAGAAAGCGACUUAUUUCGUACGUUGCCCCAUGAUCUCGGAGACACGCGGCAAUAACGCACCAGAAGCUGAUAACAGAGCAGUCUAGCGAUACGGAUAUACUACAAGUGUUGAUAAAUCUCACCAGUCAUUAAGAAAAGAAAGAGAAAGCGCCUUAGUGAAAAGUCGAAUGUGAGGACUCGAGGAAACACAGACGAAAGAAAUGGGCACGAAAGUACUCAUCGAGAUGCAACAGCAACUGAGACAUGCUAUGUCCAGUUCAGGAAAUACUCCGACCAGUGCAAAGAAAUUAGAAGAUACAAUGGACAUCUAUAAUUCCAUAUUCCUAGUCUUUGAGGAUAUCACAUACAAUGCAAGACCCUGGAUUCUUUCUAAAAGAAAGGCUGAACUGUUGAAGAACGUGAGUGGCGAAUUCAGAGCCGGUGAACUCACGGCGAUAAUGGGACUGUCCGGUGCAGGAAAGUCCACAUUGAUGGAUGUUCUGGCGGGUUUUACGUUAGUAGACCUCUCACUUAUACUUUUGCCUGUGUAA